AUGGCCAUCCUCGGUGACAACAGCGACCUGAUCAUGUAUAUGAUGUGGAUAUCAAUCGGCAUCGCAAACAUCUACAUCGUUGAGAGCCGUCAGAUGUCGUCUUAUUACGGUCCAGUACCCGAGCCGGAUCCCGGUCAGCCCUAUAACAAAUACCACUGGGUGAAAUCAGCCAUGGAGAAGCUUCAAAGCGGAUGCCCACUGAACACAAAGGGAGAUAUCGAUGACUGUAGCUCCAAUCCAUGUCUGAACGGAGGCAACUGCGUGGAUGGCGUGAACCGAUUUACGUGUACGUGUGCUCCAGGCUACGAGGGGAGUACCUGUGAAACAAAUAUUGAUGAGUGUAACUCCAAUCCAUGUCUGAACGGAGGUAACUGCGUGGAUGGUGUGAACCGAUUUAAGUGUACGUGUGCUCCAGGCUACAAGGGGAGGACCUGCCAGAAAAUUAUCGAAUUCUGCAGCCCUAAUCCGUGUCUAAACGGCGGAUCCUGCAUUGAUUAUGUUACCAGUUUUACCUGUAACUGUACUGGCAACUACAAAGGUGACACCUGCUCAUCAGUUUGUCCAAAGGAACUUCAGAAACCUUUUGGCAUGAAGAGCGGAGAAAUUCCAGAUGACAAUAUCAUUGCAUCGACGGUCGACAGCAAUUUCACUAAAGCUAGCAAUGCAAGACUUGACUUCCAAGGUGGGUGGUGCGCAUCAGAUUCCGACCGGACUCCAUGGAUACAAGUCAACCUUAACGUUAAGGUGUACAUCAGUACUCUGAUAAUACAGGGAUUCAGUGACAACCACUAUGUUGAAACUUACAGCAUUAAGUACGGCGACUCUACAUCAUCUUUGACAUACUGGAGAACUGGCACUACAACUGGAUCCAUUCGAGUGAUGUACGGUAAUACUGAUGGCGAUGCUCACAAGACACAGACGUUCUGGCCUGUGUUGCACGCACAGUAUCUGCGCAUCAAUGCAAAAUCAUGUGCAAUGUCCCGAUGCUGUAUGCGCUUUGAGGUGAAAGGAUGUCGGUAAAGUAAGUAGGUGUUUAAAGACACUGGA
Molecule: messenger RNA, 1047 nt
Organism: Asterias rubens (European starfish)
Lineage: Eukaryota; Metazoa; Echinodermata; Asteroidea; Forcipulatida; Asteriidae
Product: EGF-like repeat and discoidin I-like domain-containing protein 3
Exons: 8
Coding region: 1-1020 (339 amino acids)
Biological process (GO): Notch signaling pathway
Molecular function (GO): Notch binding; calcium ion binding
Source: RefSeq, a predicted model, not a curated record